UCAAAGUCAGAUAGGGGAUUGGAACAUCAGAGCAACAUGAAGUGAAAAUCAAAUGAGAAGUAUAAAUUACUGCUACAACAAAUUCAAAUUGGCUCGAAACAUAAUACAUAGGAAAACCCCAGCUGUAUGAAAACCAACAGUGCCAUAAAGCUGAAUUCUCUCUAACUCUGCACCACGCUUCAAACCGUAUCAACAGACACACCAAUACAUCGUACCUCAUACCAAUCCUCAGCCUCACGCAUUUUACACAACAAGCUUAUCUCCUGAAAAGUCACGCUACUGUACUGCACAGUUCGCCCGUGUCCGUGCUACAGUAACGUCCAUCGUGCAAGACGCUCGUGUGUUUAGCAUUAUUAUUAUUGUGUUUCUGUACUCAACCACACGAUGAUCAGCAAAAGGGCGCUUUUGCUGUUGGCUUUUAUUCCUCUCUCCGCCGGAUUGAUGUGUGAUUCAACCUGUAACGGGAUAAAAUCCCAGCUGCAGCUCAUCGAUGAUACAGUUACCAACACGGCCAGAAUUAUCGUUCCAACACAAUCCUUCUAUUUCAACUGCGAGACAAACUGCAAACUACAAAAGUUUCUGAAAGAAUAUGAACAAAUUCUGACCUCACAGCGUCAGCACCACAACCAAAUGACGUCGUUUGUGCAGAGUAAGCUCAAGCAGUUUGGCGUACCGCCCGAAGGGCUGCAGGAUAAUGCAGCGCAGUUGGAAAAAGUGUUCCGCGUCGUUAACGAUCGGAACACCUUUCACCAGCGUCAGGUGGACGAGCAGAAGCUCCAGAACCAGAACGUAACAGCCGAGCUCGCGGAGCCACUAAAACUGCUACAGCAGGAGCAGCAACGCAACCAACUUCUGCAGGCCAAGCUGGUCGAGCUGUCUACCACGAUAAGUCAGAUGGAAACGGAAAACAAGAAGCUUCAGGCUAAGAUAAACGAUAAUCCAACCAGCGUACAAGGCUAACACCGAUUGAAGGUGUAGUUAAUUAAUUAAUAAAAGUUUACCAUCGAAAAAAGAAACACUUCUACUUUAUUUAAAUGCAUUUUUAACAAGCCCAUUUUAGCCACUUCUGUACCAUGCACACUUCACAGUCUCUUAUCAAAGCGUCGCACCAAUCCUAUCAACACGUUUUCAGCAGUAAUACAAACAAACAGACCAAUCGGUACGGGAAUUCCCUCUUUUGGCGAGGAAAUAAAGAGCCGGGAUUCACACAGCUCCUCUUCAGCCGCAACGGUAAUCUUAAGGUCAUCAUUUGUUUAUGAUGCAAAGUGUCGAGGAUGUAGUAGUGGCAUGAAAUAGAAACAUCCCCUGUAUCAGUAACCAGAGUGAGGUCACUCAAUCCGGAGCUGCUCGCUCAGUAGUAACUUGAUCGCGAUGGCAGUCACAUUGAUAUUCCUGGUACUGCUAUUCUUCACUGGGACUAACAGCUGCUGGAUUCCUACUUCGCGAUGUAAACCCCACGUGGAUAUCUUUGAAGCUGUCCAGUCACUCCUGGCAACAUCGGCCAGCAAAUAUGGAACACAGUACUCAUCGGAAUAUAGUGAAACCCACAACACACUGCUGCGCGUACUGGAGCGACACCAAACCGAACUUGGCCGACUCACCACAGCGGCCCAAUCGAUGGAAACGCUCACCAACGACAAACUGCAACAGUACGGCCUAAGUCGCAAGCUGACCUUCGAUGGUCGCGCUGCCAACGACAUCGAUACGUUGAGAGACAUAUUCCACCGGCUGGAUGUAGAGAAUGAUGCUGUGCUGCGUGUGCUGGAACUACAUCGACAGGAGCACGUCGAGCGACAGCAGGAGCUAGAUGAUCUGGUCAAACAACUCGAACAUCUGUACCACGGCAACAUUGCGCUGGAGAAAAACAUCAAAGAGCGAAAUGAAACCCUCACCAAAACACUUGCCACCAACGUGAAGCUGGAGCGAAUCGUCAAAGAGCGUGGACUGCAAUAAUGUGUAUAGGUUGCAAUCGGUUGUGCUUUGUGAUGGACGAGAGUAUACACAGUGUUAUCAAAAGUAGUUUACAACUAUAAAUAAAAAAUGUAUCCUCUAAUCCCUUGCACGGUGGAAAGUGUUAAAGCAUUUGGCAAAGUGAGAUCGACGGGGUUUUUAACGCUUCAAACUAGCCAAAGAACUGAUUCUCGAACUUCACAACCGUACAGCGCAGCGGGAAGAAACUUUAUCUCUGCUAAUGCUAUACCACCUUUUUUUUUGUUUCCAGCACCGUAAAGACCAUUGUGCCCCGCCAGGCGAUGGGACGUCUAAGUCAAUAAAGAUGAAACUCCCGUCGA
Anopheles gambiae (African malaria mosquito) is the source of this 2291-nucleotide messenger RNA. RefSeq lists its product as uncharacterized. The transcript has a single exon. The record is from RefSeq and is a predicted model, not a curated record. Lineage: Eukaryota; Metazoa; Arthropoda; Insecta; Diptera; Culicidae. Bases 385 to 960 code for a protein of 191 amino acids.